AUGAGUGACCCUGCCGUGCCCGUUCUCGUGCAGGCCGAGACACUGGUAUUCGACGAUGAUGCCGGCACCGUGAGCGCCGGCCUGCUCGCCACCGAGGUCAGCGAGAACCCCGCUCUUACCGUUGACCAAAUAAUCGCCAUCCUCUGGCCUUCGCCGAGCGCACAGCCGCUCCUAGUCGGGCUCAUCGAAACCGCUAACGAUGCCGACGCGCCGUUUCGACUCGUCGCUAUCCAAACGCCCGAAAAGCUGCCGCCGCAGCUCGCCUCGGUUCCACGGGUCGCCCAGCUACCAACCCAUCUUGCCCGUGGAGGCGGCGGUGUCGUCGACUACGUUCUCUCGACGAAAGCAGGAACCGGCCGCGCCGUGCCGUUCUGGGAGGCGGUUCUGAGCCCGCUGCUGCGCUUCGCCGCGGAGGCCCUCUCACAAGACACAGAGCCCGACCACGUGGUGGUGACAGAAAGCAAUGAUAGCGUCCGCGAGUAUGCGCGUGGCAAGCAUGCGGCCGCAAAGGAUGGGCCUCGUACCGUUGUACUGCUCAGCGGCGACGGCGGGGUGGUAGACCUGCUCAACUCGUCACCGCCAGAGAAGGAGGGUAAAGAUGAGGCCGCACCUCCGCUCCUGCCUACCAUCGUCCUGAUACCGCUCGGAACCGGCAAUGCGCUCUUUAACUCGCUGCACAAACCGCUCUUCACAGGACCCUCAGAACUGGUCCUCGCGCUCCGCACGCUGCUCAGUGGCGUCGCCGCGCCGCUACCCACCUUCCACGCUUCGUUCCCGCCCGGCUCGCGCAUCGUCAAGUACAUGAACAGGGAUGAAUCAUCGUCCGGCGCGGAGACGCCUAGCGAAGUCGCCGCCGCCGAGGCCCAGCUCUACCGCCACGAGACGGACGUCGCCGCCCUGCACGGCAGCAUCGUCGCGAGCUACGGCUUCCACGCCAGCAUCGUCUACGAGAGCGACACGCCGGCGUACCGCGCGCACGGCGCCGCCCGCUUCGGCAUGGUCGCGCAGGAGCUCCUCAAGGAAUCGCACCCCUACGCCGCCGAGGUCUCGAUCCGGCGACCGGGUGCCGGUGCCGGUGAACUGGAGCGCGUCCCGCGCGACGUGCACGCGUACGUGCUCGCUGCCCUCGUGUCCAACCUCGAGCGCACAUUCACCAUCUCGCCCGCGGGCAAGCCGCUCGACGGGCAGCUGCGGCUCGUGCACUUUACGCCGCUGGGGCCGGAGCGCACCAUGGAGGCCAUGAUGAAGGCGUAUGACGGCGGCAAGCACGUGGACGCGCAGUGGGAGGACGGCUUGCGGGUGCACUACGAUGACAUCGAGGAGCUCGCGAUCCGGGUCGAGGACGAGGAGGAGCGCUGGAGGAAGGUCUGCAUCGACGGCACGAUUGUGGACAUUCCCAAGGGUGGCACGGUGCGCGUACGGAGGGAGGAGAAGAGCCGGUUCAACAUUGUGGUGGAUUCACGCGUGAUUUAG
Messenger RNA from Cordyceps fumosorosea ARSEF 2679, 1473 nucleotides. Its product is annotated as Diacylglycerol kinase, catalytic region. Lineage: Eukaryota; Fungi; Ascomycota; Sordariomycetes; Hypocreales; Cordycipitaceae. The coding region runs from base 1 to 1473 and encodes 490 amino acids. The transcript has a single exon. Gene Ontology annotation, cellular component: membrane; intracellular membrane-bounded organelle; cytoplasm. Gene Ontology annotation, biological process: sphingosine biosynthetic process. The record is from RefSeq and is a predicted model, not a curated record.